AUGACUUCUUCUGAUCAUUAUGUCUCAAUUGAUGAAAGGUUGGUAAACCUCAUGAGUAUUCCAAUUGCUCCAGACUGUAGUGUAUUCGAAGUUCACCGCCCUUUACGAAUGGUAAAUGAGAAGGCAUAUGAACCUGACUUGCUUGCUAUUGGUCCUUACCACCGUGGCAAGGAUCACCUAGCUCUUAUGGAAAGACACAAAUUGAGACUUCUCCAAGAAAUGCUCAAAAGGGAGAAUGAGACUAGUGUAGAAAGAUACAUCAUAGCCAUGAGACACAUAGAAGAAAGAGCACGUAAAUUCUAUGCAGAUCAGUUCCCUAAAAUCUCCUCAAAUGAGUUCAUAGAAAUGAUGAUACUUGAUGGGUGUUUCAUCCUUGGACUGUUCCACAGUAUGAAUGAAUUUGACCCAAUCUUCAAAUUGGAUUGGAUGCUUCCUAGCAUAAUUCGUGAUCUAUUGUUAUUUGAAAAUCAACUUCCAUUCUUCGUUCUUACUGAAUUGUACGAAAUAAGUAAGGAAAGUCUCAAUGAACAGCAUGAUGACGAUGCUCAUCUGGAAAGUGAGAGUCAUGACCAGACGCUACUUAUCCAUGGGUCAAGAAAACAUUCAAUGACUCAGGUUGAAAGCUCAACCUCCAGCAAUAAGAGGGAGAGUAUCCCACUUCUUGAGCGUGCCUUGUCUUUUUUUUCUGUUAAUUUAUUGUUUAAAAUGAAUGGCAGUGGAUCAAGUCAUCUUUCAACCACCAACAUUAAGCAUCUACUUGGUCUAAUUCAUCAAACUAUCAGUCCUUCACCUGGAGAGAAAGAGUCGAUACUAAAUGCUACGGACCUUCAAAAGGUUGGAGUCAGACACAAGAUGAUAGAGAAGCUGAAGCAUCCAUUUAGUCUGAAUAAUAAUGAAGGCCGAAAGUUAAUACCUCAUGCUACAGAGCUUCAAGAGGCUGGAGUUAGAUUCAAAAAGGCAGAGCAUGGCCGUAACAUGUUUGAAAUAAAGUUCAAAAAUGGGAUCUUGGAAAUUCCACAUUUGGAAAUAGUAGACCGUACAGAGUCAAUCUUUCGAAACCUAAUAGCAUAUGAGCAAUAUAGUCACAACAUGCAUACUAGGUAUGUCACUGACUAUGUUGUUCUUAUGGAUUAUCUUAUUUACACUACAAAAGAUGUUAAAGUACUCCGUCAAAAUGGAAUUAUUGAAAACUGGAUGGGGGAAGAUGAAGUUGUUUCCAACAUGUUCAACAAGCUUGGUCACUACGUCAUGUUAAGUCGAUUCGGCUUCUAUUAUUCAGACAUUAUGAAGGAAGUGAAUAAGCACUGUUCCAAACGCCGGAAUGUGUGGAUGGCAAAAUUAAGGCGCGAUUAUUUCAAUAGUCCUUGGGCAUGGCUUUCAGUUCUAGCAGCUAUGAUAUUGCUGCUGAUUGCAAUUGCAGAGACCACAUUUUCCGUUCUUUCCUACGUACAACAAAGGUAA
Molecule: messenger RNA, 1461 nt
Organism: Juglans microcarpa x Juglans regia
Lineage: Eukaryota; Viridiplantae; Streptophyta; Magnoliopsida; Fagales; Juglandaceae
Product: UPF0481 protein At3g47200-like
Exons: 1
Coding region: 1-1461 (486 amino acids)
Source: RefSeq, a predicted model, not a curated record